Nanorana parkeri is the source of this 3474-nucleotide messenger RNA. RefSeq names its product protogenin (gene PRTG). The record is from RefSeq and is a predicted model, not a curated record. Gene Ontology annotation, cellular component: axon; plasma membrane. Bases 1 to 3474 code for a protein of 1157 amino acids. The transcript is spliced from 20 exons. Gene Ontology annotation, molecular function: protein binding. Lineage: Eukaryota; Metazoa; Chordata; Amphibia; Anura; Dicroglossidae. Gene Ontology annotation, biological process: cell-cell adhesion; axon guidance.
AUGACGGCGUGUGCACGGAGAAUGGUACUGGGACUGCUGUGCUGGGCGGCCGUCAUCAGCCUGCCAGGGUGUUGGUGUUUUACUGAUCUUUUGUUUGUGAAAGAACCUGUGGAUACAAUAGUGUCACGAAAAGAUUCAGUGGUGUUAGAUUGUCAAGCUCAUGGAGAACCUCCAAUCGCUUUGACGUGGAUAAAAAAUGGUGUCAAGAUUUCUGAGGGUGAACGGAUGUCGAUAUUGCAGAAUGGUUCCUUGUACAUCAAGGAAGUGGAGGGAAAGAAAGCAGAACAUUCUGAUGAAGGAUAUUACCAGUGUUUGGCUAUGAACAAAUAUGGUGCCAUGUUAAGUCAAAAGGCUCACAUUUCUGUAGCAACCAUGUCUGCCUUUGAAGAGCAACCAGUUUCAAUUCAGGUACAAGAUGGAGGAGUGGCUCGUUUCUCUUGUAGGAUAACUGCAAAUCCUCCAGCUGUUAUUACGUGGGAAGUAAAUCGCACUGCUCUUCCUCUUGCCAUGGACAGGAUUACUGUGUUAUCGAAAGGAGUUCUUCAGAUCUAUGGUGUCACAAAAAAGGAUGCUGGAAAUUACAGAUGCAUAGCUACCUCCAUGUCAAACAGACGCAAGAGUGCUGAAGCCACAUUGACUGUUCUAGCAGGCACACUGAUGCAAUCUUUAAAGAAACCGGUAAUCAUAGCACCACCUCAGAAUACAACGGCCUCUGUGCACCAAACUGUUACACUGGAGUGUAUGGCUACAGGAAACCCAAAACCUAUAGUGUCCUGGAGCAGAUUGGAUCAAAAGCCCAUUGAUGUCUUUAACACAAGAGUGCUGGGUAACGGGAACCUUGUUAUUUCCGACGUGAAGGUACAGCAUGCAGGUGUAUACAUCUGUAGAGCGACAACAGCGGGAACUCGCAACUUCACAGUGGCAAUGGCUAGUGUUGUAGUUCUGGCACCUCCAUCAUUUGCUGAACGGCCAGAGAGUUUGACAAGGCCACGUGCAGGAACAGCUCGUUUUGUAUGUCAAGCUGAAGGAAUUCCAAUUCCAAAAAUCUCCUGGCUCAAGAAUGCAAGAAAGAUACAUUCUAAUGGAAGAAUCAAAAUGUACAAUAGUAAACUGGUAAUUAAUCAGAUUAUCCCUGAAGAUGAUGCAGUAUAUCAGUGCAUGGCAGAAAAUAGUCAUGGCUCAAUCCUUUCUCGGGCAAGGCUUAUAGUGGUGAUGUCUGAAGACAGACCAAGUGCUCCUCGUCACCUUCGAGCUGAGACAGUGUCCAGUUCAGCCAUUAUACUGUCGUGGGAAAGGCCGCUGUACAACUCCGAAAAAGUCAUUGCUUAUUCUGUGCAUUACAUGAAGGCGGAAGGUUUAAACAAUGAAGAAUAUCAAGUGGUGAUUGGGAAUGACACAAAUCACUACGUCAUUGAUGACUUGGAUCCUGCCAGCAACUACACAUUUUAUAUUGUUGCCUAUAUGCCGAUGGGUGCAAGCCAGAUGUCAGACCAUGUUACACAGAGCUCACUUGAAGAUGUUCCACUGAGAGCCCCGGAACUUAGUUUGACAAGCCGCAGUCCUACAGAUGUUCUAAUCUCAUGGCUUCCCAUCCCAUCCAAAUUCCGUAGAGGAAAGAUUAUACUUUAUAGACUGUCAUUUCGAAUGAGCACUGAAAGUUCUGUUCAAGUUCUAGAGCUCCCUGGUACCACCCAUGAGUAUUUCUUAGAGGGGCUGAAGUCAGACAGUGUCUACCUAGUUCGGAUAGCAGCAGCAACAAAGGUGGGAUGGGGAGAAUCAUCUGCCUGGACAUCCCAUCGCACACCCAAAGCCAGCAGCAUAAGAGCACCAAGGUCUCCAGAGUUGCGGUUGGAUCCCCUAAACUGUACAACAAUAGCAGUGAGAUGGCAACAGGAUCCUGAGGAUACUGCUACAAUACAGGGCUACAAACUAUACUAUAAGGAGGAAGGACAACAAGAGAGUGGUCCUAUCCUGCUGGAUGUCAAAGACUUUGAUUACAACAUUGGAGGGUUAGAUCCCAGAGGAAAAUAUCACGUAAGGUUACUUGCUUAUAACAAUUUGGAUGAAGGCUAUCAAGCUGAUCAAACUGUCAGCACUCCUGUUUGUGUCUCUGUCCCAGAUCACAUGGUUCCACCUCCUCCACCACCUCAUCAUCUGUAUGCGAAGGCCAAUAGCUCAUCUUCUAUCUACCUUUAUUGGGGACGACCAGCAUUCUCCUCUGGCCAGUUCAUCAACUAUACUGUGCGUUGCAAUCCUGUCGGCCUACAGAAUGCGUCAUUAGUACUCUACCUCCAAACGACGGAACCUCAUAUUUUAGUUCAGGACCUCGAAUCGAAUACCAAGUAUGAAUUUGCUGUACGGCUGCACGUGGACCAGUUGUCGAGUCCCUGGAGCCCUGUGGUUUACCAUUCCACGCUCCCAGAAGCCCCCAGAAGUCCACCAGUAGGUGUGAAGGUGACAUUGAUUGAGGAAAACACGGCUUUGGUCUCUUGGAAACCCCCUGAGGAUAUGUAUUCAUCUGUCACCCGAUACACAAUAUUAUAUGCAUCUAGUAAAGACAGUGCUGCUGGCAAAUGGCAGAAUAUGCACCGAGAUGGAGCGAUAACAAUGGCUUUGCUGGAAAACCUGCUACCAGGAAACGUCUACCUGAUCAAGAUCUCUGCUUCCAAUGAGAUGGGAGAAGGACCCUUUUCUAAUGAAGUAGAGUUGGCCGUUCACCCUAAAGAGAUGGUACACAGCAGCAUGAAGUCAAAGCAUUUUAAUUCUGCCAACAGUCAAGAUUAUUCCAGUUUCUACCAUCUGGACCAGAAGUCAAUGACAGGAAUUGUUGUUGGAGUGUGCAUUGCAUUAACUUGUAUUCUCGUAUGCGUGCUUAUUCUAAUAUAUCGUGGCAGAGCCAGGAAAGCCACAAUUGCAAAACUUGCUCAAGAAAAUGACCGGAUACCUCAAGCAGCUGCAUUAAUUUCUCAUGAGAGUCAGCAAAGGAAGACUAUGAAUCAGCCAGAAGGAAAUGCAGAUCCCUUAAUAUCUGCUGUUGAGACAGAUCAAUACCUUGAUUCAAAGGGUGGUUCAGAUCUCAUCAUUAAUGGCUAUGGACCAGUUGUGAAAAAGAACUCCAAGAAAAAAUGGUCAUUUUUCAGUGACAGUAGAAAAGACCACUUGGAACAGUCCAAAACAAGAAUUGCAAAGGCUACUUGUUUAUAUCAGCCUGGUACUACUGUACUGUUGGGAGAAGACACAUCCUCCACCCCACCAGGCCAUCCAGACACCUUCCAGAUAAGAAGGAGCAUAGCAGCAGAUACAGAACAUUCUGGGAACAGCGAAGAAAGUCAUGAGACCAAUGAUUCUGGGCGUUACUCCCAUGAAUCCAACGAUGAAUCGAAUCUGUACUCUGUUAUCAGCACCACUCCGCCCUCACUAUAUUCAUUUACCAGUCAAGAAUGUUCAAAGGACCCUGCCUUACCCAAACACUGA